Sorex araneus (European shrew) is the source of this 4604-nucleotide messenger RNA. RefSeq names its product solute carrier family 35 member E2B (gene SLC35E2B). Gene Ontology annotation, molecular function: antiporter activity. Bases 712 to 1908 code for a protein of 398 amino acids. Gene Ontology annotation, cellular component: Golgi apparatus. The record is from RefSeq and is a predicted model, not a curated record. The transcript has 11 exons. NCBI's taxonomy places the organism in Eukaryota, Metazoa, Chordata, Mammalia, Eulipotyphla, Soricidae.
AAGAAUGACCUCUUGCUGAAAGUGGCCCUGCUUGUGUGGACAGCAAGCCAUGUGGACAGGUGGUGAGGCGGAGUGUCUGUGGACAGUAAGCCGCUCAUCCUGACCCCAGCUUCCCUGAGCGGCACCAACUCUCUGAGUCCCCCAGUGUGGCGUUUCUACUCAGGAUCUCGGCUGCAGGCUGAUCACAGAUGAGACCCAGUCCUGUCUCCGUCCUGUGGGGUUCUGGGUCUGACGUGGUGGACGGUGGGGAUUUUGUCCCUGCUCGGCUCCCAUGGCCUGGCUUCCCCUGGCGCUCUGAUCUCUGACCUUCAGCCAUCGAUCUUCAUCAGCAAAGGUCCUCGGGCCAGUGGAGGAAGCAGCCACGUCGUCUGCCCGCCUGCUGGGGAUUUGGGCCCCUGGUGCAGCCAGCGGGGCACUCGGAGAAGCCCGGGUCUCACCCUGACCCAUCGAAGCCGCCUGGGACCUGGUUUGUCACACCCCACGUGCAGCUGUGGACCCAUCAGGGCUCCUGACUUCUAGUGUGGCCAGCAUCAUCCUGAGGCAGGCCUGCCUGGAAGGCACCCCAGAGCCUGCUGCAAAGGACUUGUCACCAGGACGUGCCCUGGGAGCUGGGCUCUAGGCGUGCAGACAGGGCUGACCAGCCUGAGCCCGCCUGAGCUCCAGCACUGGACACUGCAGGGCCCAUGCUGACCGUCCUGGGGGUCACUCGGUAUGGCUGCCUCGACGAAGGCCCCUGCGCCGGAGGAGCCCAGGGGGAGAGCACUCCUGUCCUGGGCCUCGUUCUGGGGGCCCCGCAGCGAGAAGCUGGUCCUGAGCAGGGCGGAGGGCGCGCCCGAGGAGGCGGUGCUCACCAUCACCAUCACCGAGAGCACCGCCCUGGAGUCAGACCUGGGCGCCUGGAGCACCCGCGCGCUCGUCUACCUCAGCCUCUGGUUCUUCUUCAGCUUCUGCACCCUCUUCCUCAACAAGUACAUCCUGUCCCUGCUGGAGGGCGAGCCCAGCGUGCUGGGUGCCGUGCAGAUGCUGUCCACCGCCUGCAUCGGCUGCGUGAAGGUCUUCGUGCCCUGCUGCCUGUCUCAGCACAAAGCCCGCCUCUCCUACCCGCCCAACUUCAUCCUGACCAUGUUGUUUGUGGGCCUGAUGAGAUUCGCAACGGUAGUUUUGGGCUUGGUCAGCCUGAAGAACGUGGCGGUUUCCUUUGCUGAGACCGUGAAGAGCUCGGCCCCCAUUUUCACCGUCAUCAUGUCCCGCAUGAUUCUGGGGGAGUACACAGGCUUGCUGGUCAACCUCUCCCUUAUCCCCGUCAUGGGCGGGCUGGCUCUGUGCACUGCCACCGAGAUCAGCUUCAACAUUCUGGGCUUCUCGGCUGCGCUGUCCACCAACAUCAUGGACUGUUUGCAGAAUGUUUUUUCAAAAAAGCUCCUCAGUGGGGACAAGUACCGGUUCUCGGCUGCAGAGCUCCAAUUCUACACCAGCGCCGCGGCUGUGGCCAUGCUCGUCCCUGCCUGGGUCUUCUUCAUGGACUUGCCGGUGAUCGGGAGGAGCGGGAGAAGCGUCAGCUACAGCCAGGACGUGGUGGCGCUGCUGCUGCUGGAUGGUGUCCUGUUCCACCUGCAGAGCGUCACGGCCUACGCGCUCAUGGGCAAGGUCUCGCCGGUGACCUUCAGCGUGGCCAGCACUGCGAAGCACGCCCUGUCCAUCUGGCUCAGCAUCCUCAUCUUUGGCAACAAAGUCACCAGCCUGUCAGCCAUAGGCACCGUCCUGGUGACAGCGGGUGUCCUGCUCUACAACCGAGCCAAGCAGCACCAGCGGGAGGCUAUGCAGAGCCUUGUCACCACCAGCAGCCACUCCGCGGAGGAGGACAGCAAACUGCUGGGCCCCAAGGAUCCCAGGCCUGGGCACCAGUGAGCACAGGUCCAGGCAGGAGCCCCUUCAGUGUGGCAGAGCCUCGCUCAUGGCAGACAGUUGGGUGCCAUCAGACCCUCUGCUCCUUUCUCAGGACUCGGCCCACAGCAGCUGGAACUCACUUCAGGGCCCAAAUGACUGUCUGCAGCAGAUAACCAGUGUUGCUGGGCUGCGUCCCCAAGGGCCAGAGGUCUGAGACAGGCUGUCCUGCAUCCUUGUGACCACGGGGGAUGUCCCCACUGUCCUGGGGAAAAAGCCAACUCCUACUGCUGAGCGAGCUCCGGCAUCCCCACCUUGCCUCGGGCCAGGAUCACCGGUCUAUGGCCCAGGAGGGUGAGGAUGUACCAGGGCAGCCUCUUGGGGCGUGGUGAAUCUCUCAGAAGCUGCCGCAGACCUCUCUCCCCUCAGCUGGCCAAGGUCAGGCUUGCUUCACCCUUCAUGCAGGAGUGUCUGGAAGAGCGUUUCCUCCUGUCUGCUGCUUUUCAGGUGACUUGGGCACAGAUAGGUCUGAAAGUGGGGGUUCAUCCACUUUGAACCACAACCCUACAAGAGGCCCUAACGUGCAGUGGUGUCCUCACCUCAUCCCUGUCGCCGUUUCUCCCAGAAGAGCACCGUUGUCACGUCAGGUCUUUGCAACCCUCCAUCUUGAAUUGAGGACUUGAAUUGAGGACUCCCAUGCGGCCUGAUGCAGUGCACCAGAUGUGUGCGAACACUCAGGCUGAAGGGUCACGAGCCCUGCCUUCCUCAUCUCGGUCCUCACAUCCCUGCUGUCCACUUUGAGGGCUCAAACCUGCUCCUUGGCUUCCCAGUUGGCCUCUCCGCUGGGAAAGACGGCAGUAGUUCCGGGAAACCCAGUGUGUUGGGAACGGAGCAAUAACCAUGGCUUAAAGUCCUGCUUCUUGGAAAAAGUGCCACGAUGAUGGAUUACAGUAAGCCCUGGAACUGCAAACAAGCUUCCUUGGCAGCAAGCCCUGGAUCUGGUCAGUGCCUACAGCCUGCCGCUGCCGUACCCUUCGCUCUGAGGCCCCUGACACUCUGGCUUCUCACCUUUCCCCUCCUUGAUCUAUGGCAGGUCUUGGGUGUGGUGUGGUUCCGUGAGACUCAGAGAAGGGCAACUCUCCACAGGCUGUGGAGCUGGGCUCAGAAGGGAUGUGUGGAGGCCCCCCACACCCAGAUUUUUAGGUCUGUGGGGAUCCCAGGCUUGGCAUGGUGGUGUUCCCCGCCCUUGUACUCUCAAAAGCAUCUUGCAGCUCAUUUGAUUUUCUUGGGGUUUUUUUUUUCUUACUUUUUGGACCAGAAACAAAACUAGGAUUCUUAUAGAAACGUUCUCGGUAAGGCAGCUUUCCUGCAAAACUGCUUUUGAGACUUUUUCUCGCCUGGUGGAAGACCACAGAGCACCUGACCGACUCAGGCCAACAUCCAUCUUUCAGACUUGCUUCCUCUGAGCUGGCCGCUGCUCCGUUUCUGGACAGCCUGGGUAGGGUUGGUCCCCAUGUCCUACGACUCUGUAGACAAUAUACUGUCACACUGCUGCAGACCACACAAGCGUUGACACUGGCUGUCGAACUUGCACUGGCUCAUUUCCUCCUGUGUGUCCUUGUCUGUGCCUUUGUAAACACUUCAACUACAUUUCUGAAUUGGGUCUUCGGAUUCCUAAAGUGAAAACUUAAGGUGGAUGCAGCUCUCAUCAUCAAAGGAUUGCCCAACUAGUAAAUGGUGUUUAAUUUUGUUUAAAAUUCACAUAAUUAGGACUGGAGAGAGAGUUUAGUGGGCAGGGUGCUUUCCUUGCACACAGUGGUCCCAGGUUUGACUCCCACUGGGUUCCCAGGAAUGAUCCCUAAGCACAGGCUGGUAUGGCCCAAAAACAAAACCUGUGCUAAUUUCCUGAAUGUCAGCGUUAAGAAUAGGCAAUGCUAAUAAUGUUUUUUCCUCAGUCCACAAUAUCUGAUAAAGGUAAACGUGGCAGAUUAGAAACUAAAGGAAGAGUCAAGCCAACCACCUUGAGCUCUGCAGCACCAGUGGAGAGGUUCUGAGGUUGCUUCCUGUGUGCUCCCUGUGGGAAGGUACCAAGGCACCGGACCUGGCAUUUCCAGCCUUCUUGCUGGUUCCCUGCCUGGAGUUCAAGCAUGGAGACUUUACACAUCAUCUCUGCCAUGUGCCAAAGGCUUUUUCCUUUUCCCCAUAAUACACUUAUGUGUGUCCAGUCAGGCCGUUCUAAAGCCUGUCCACCCAGGACACAAAUCUGCCCUCUAGUCAGAUUUUAAAACUUGUGGCCCCAAUCUUCCACCCACACCCACAAAAAAAAGUAUAAUUUUGCUUUUUAUAAGCAAGCAUUCCUGCCCAUCCACAAGAUCCUGCGUCUCCUGACAAAGGGUCCAGAACCUGGCAACGGUGGCCACGAGGUGUAUAACUGGGCCCAGAGCACCACAACGGGUUGGACACCGUUUGUCUUUAUAUGAUUUCGUCGGAGGAAUGAACGGUGCUGUGAGCCGAGUCAGCCGGAGGAGGGCCUAAGUGCCCAGCACGGGCAGGUGCAUCGUCCACACUGGGAAGCCUGAAGACUGCCCACAGCCCUGCCUGCUCCUGCCCGAGCGCCAUGCCAGGGCGGUGAGCGCUCUGCACGGUGCCUGCCCCGGGGCCUCUUGUGGCUAGACAGGCAGAGGCCACCUGGGAGCAGUAAUAAACGGAUGCUGUGCUGA